This is a messenger RNA of Meloidogyne enterolobii, 1290 nucleotides long. Lineage: Eukaryota; Metazoa; Nematoda; Chromadorea; Rhabditida; Meloidogynidae. The record is from the annotation of a GenBank genome assembly.
UUCAAAAUUAUAUAAAUGGCAGUAGAUGUUAAUUCAGCUUUGAAUAGAGCAUAUGAAGAACUGAGAAAUAUUGACUUGGAUUUGUCAACAUUAUCUGGGGUCCAGGAUCGGUUCAGCACAAGGAAGCGAAGUGCUAACGAUUCUGGAAAUGUUACAAAUACAUCAAAUGAUCGUCGAAUUCUUGAUGGUGGCCGAAGAAUAAUUGUCGGGCCAGAGGGCAGUGCAAAGCGUUCUCGUCAUGAUGAUGAUCUUUGGAAUGAACAGCAUCAACACAAUCGCUACCCACAACGUGAUUAUUCCCCUCCUUCUUUACGUCCUCAACGUACUUUGUCUAGUGUUAUAAUGUCUUCGACAAGUGGUGCGUCUACAAUUGAGACCAAGUCGCGGACUGCUGUUAUCACCGAGAAGAAGAAAAGUGAAACGAAAGAGGAUGCUGUCCGAAACCGACGUCUUUUUUCCAAUCUUUUGGUAGGUACUUUACGACAAUUUCAGAAGGAAGAAAAGACUGUUGGGGUUAAAGGACAGGCACAGCUUGAGAAGCAGCGUGAGGUUGAGCGUCGCUUAGAAGAAAAUGAAAAAGAAAAUCGUGAGAGAUUGUUACGCGAACGUGAUUCUUUAAUGGAAAAACGACGUGAUAAGGAAAUGCAAAUUCAGGCACUUCGCCGUCAAAAAGCUAUUGAGCAAUCGGCGGAGGAGAAAACUAAACAUUUCCAAAGACUUGCAUGUUUUAUUCAGACGCAAACUAAACCUCCACUUUUCUUUUUGCCGUCAAAACAUACUUUGAGAACUUUGGAAUUACUUAAAGAUUCUUCUAAGAAAAUUGAAACAUUAAUUGAACUUCGUCGUGAAGAAAUGGAUCGUGAACUUAAACGUUUGGGAACAUAUAUAAUUGGCGGCAAUGGAGUUGUGAUGAAACAAGAAAUUGAAGAGGAUUCUGAUGAUGAGAAUUCAAAACAAAGAAAUGGGGGAAGUGGACAUCCAUUAAAAUCAACAAUUGUUGUUAAAAAAGAACAGCAACAAAUUGAUGAAAAUGAAGUUAAUAUUGGUCCAAUAAUUGUUUCGAGUACAAAUCGUGAAAAUAAUAAAAAUAUGGAAGGGGAAUUGGAGGAGGAAACUCCCCUUCAACCAACAAAAAGUGUUGUGAUUGAUGGUGAUGAGGAGGAGGGUAAUAAUGAUAAUAUUGAGGAUAAUAAUAAUAAUGUUAUUGAUGAUGUUGCUGUUAAUACUGAUAGGAAUGGCGAUAAUGACAAUGCAUUUGAAGGCCAAGACGAGUCUGGUGGGAAUAUUUAA